UAGAAUAUUCUUGGCCUUGUAAAAGGUUUUGAACCACAGCCCAUAGGACGUGGGGUUUUAAUGUUAUGGUAUGGGAAGGGAAGCAAAGUUUGGUGUUUAGCUGAGAAGAGUAUAGAUAGAUUAAGUCGACUUCGCGGGUACAUAACUUGCAGAACAAUAAAUGGGAAUACCACUUUUACGCGAAUACUUAAAUCGUAGAAUUAAAUCUCGGUUGAGCGCGGGGAUAGCAUGGUGGUGGAGGGCACCGAGGCGUUUGUUAAUCGUGCUGCGGGGAAGCCGAAUGCGGCGCGGUUUACGCUGCGCGAGAACGCUUCGCAGAAGAGCGGCGUGCCGAAGUAUUUGCGUGUCGCGGUGCUGCUGGAGCGGAGGCCGGGCGAUGAGGGGUUGUUUCUCGCGACGGUUAACGUGCGGGCUCACGUCUCCGUUUUUGCGGAUGCGACUGAGAGGGUUCGGGGGAUUAUGGGGAAGAUACCGCUGGAUGAUGCGGUGUGUUUUGAUCCCAAGAUCCCGCCGACGACGGAUAAGUACCCUGUUAAUAAUCUAGCUUCGGUCUCGUUGGGCGAGGAGUGUUCUAUUGAGAGCGGGUAUGCUGGGGGGAUGAGGCGGGGGUGGAAUCUAGUGAAUGAGAUGGUUAAUAGGGAUGAGAAGGACAAGCUUCCUCAGUGGUUAAACAGAGUAAUGACAUUGGUCUUAAGUAUCGAGGCAGUAGGGCACGUAUGUUUGAAAGUGCACUUCGUGAUCACAUUUUAACCUAUAUGAAUGUCUGGUGAGAUUUAUUUAAUGUAGUAGGCAUUGGCCUGCGAAGGAAUUUCAUUCGUAAUAGAGUCCUAUCUCCUACUUUCUUUUGUUUACGGCUAAUGUAUAUCUAAGGACCGCAGCCCCCUCCCCUGAAAUCACGAUCGAUAUACCUAAGCCGGACUCAGUGUCUAGUCUAUAAUUUUCCCGGUUAGCCAAGUCCAUCACUCCUCCUAUCCUCGUCAUAUAACCUUCCAGCAA
This is a messenger RNA of Daldinia loculata, 996 nucleotides long. RefSeq lists its product as uncharacterized. The transcript has a single exon. The record is from RefSeq and is a predicted model, not a curated record. NCBI's taxonomy places the organism in Eukaryota, Fungi, Ascomycota, Sordariomycetes, Xylariales, Hypoxylaceae. Bases 229 to 750 code for a protein of 173 amino acids.